GUUAAGACGUUUGUUGUGAGUUGUGUUCUUGCUUUGGGAGGAACUAAUGCUUAUGGACAGCAAUUAGCUGAUAUAAUUGUAUUUGCCGAUAAGAAUGGUUUUUACAAGCAGGGUUUAACAAGACUUGAAAAGUAUUUAUCGGAAAGUGGGAAAGCUGAGCCAUUACUUGUUCGUGAAAAUGUUGUUUCUGUUCACUACGAUGGGAAUGGUGCGCCUGGAGUUGUUGUUGGAAAUCUCUGCAUCAAUAAAGCUAUGAAUAUGGCUAGUAACUAUGGAUAUGGAAUUGUUACAGUUGAGAACUGUAAAGAUAUUGGCACUGCACAGUUUUACACAGAUAUUUUGGCCACGAAUGGAAUGACAGGAUUCGUUUUUUCUGGUGAUGACGGUCCUCUAAGUGUUGCAACAAUCGAUAAAUCUUUUGAAUUUUUAAAUAUCACUCCAGAAUGCCGUGUUAUUUUGUCUUGCUUUGCUACAAUCUCGCACAAAUUCUUCUUUGCCAAGUCUCCUAAUCACGAAUGUUUUCUGGACGCUUUGACUUUGUCUAAUGAUGCCAUUGUUAUUACAAAACAACGAAAGCAGGUUUAUCAACAGAAAUUUGAUGAUAUGAAGGGGUUGUGUUAUUUGAAAGAAAAUAUUGCUAAGAUGAACGAAUAUGCUAUUAAGCGUGGAAUACAUCCAGACAACUUGUUGGAGGCUCUUACAGGAGCGAGUGUUAGUGGUUCGACUUAA
Messenger RNA from Meloidogyne enterolobii, 729 nucleotides. The record is from the annotation of a GenBank genome assembly. Lineage: Eukaryota; Metazoa; Nematoda; Chromadorea; Rhabditida; Meloidogynidae.